AUUUCUAGGAUUGGGCAAGAUGUGUAUAAUUUCAUAGGAAACCAGGGAGUAAGAUGAAUUUGAGAACAGAAUUGUAUCAACUCAUUGAUAGGAAACCUCGACCUGUCUCUCAGCUGGUUGCACAACAGGUUCCUCAGCAAUUCGUGCCCCCUACACAAUCAAAGAAAGAGAAAAAAGAUAAAGUAGAAAAGGAAAAAAGUGAAAAGGAAACAACAAGCAAAAAGAACAGUCAUAAGAAAACCAGGCCAAGAUUGAAAAAUGUGGAUCGAAGUAGCGCUCAGCAUUUGGAAGUCACCGUCGGAGAUCUGACAGUCAUAAUUACAGACUUUAAGGAGAAAACGAAGUCACCACCUGCUUCCAGUGCUGCUUCUGCAGAUCAACACAGUCAGAGUGGUUCUAGCUCUGACAACACAGAGAGGGGAAUGUCCAGGUCAUCUUCACCCAGAGGAGAAGCGUCAUCGCUGAAUGGGGAAUCUCAUUAAAGUUUAUUUCCUCCAGUUUCUUUAGUCUCUUCUCUUCAAAACAUGCAAAUACAUAACUUCUGUCACUUGUUACCACAUUUUCAUGACAGAUUAUCCAUGCACAAUUGGUAUGUUGACUGGAACAUAAUUUAUGUAGUUUUAAAAAAAGAAAAAUGUGCAGUGGUAGAAACAAUAAUUUAAAUGCAAUCUACAAAUGCUUACAAAGCAUUUUCAGACCAACUUUUAAAUUUUCAUGUGUAAAGGUGCCAUGAAAAUGUGGUUUGAAUGUUCAUUAUGCAGUGUUAUUGGUAAGUCCAUUUUCACUUUUAGUUUAGUGAAUUCUAACACAACUCUUGGAGUCUCUACUAUUGGCAUGUACUGAAUUUAAAUUUUUAUAACAUAGUUCAAGCUGCCUAAAUAUGUAUAAUUUGAGAAUUGUGAAACAUAGUUAUAUGUAUGCAAGUCAGAGAUCAACUUAAUCAACUAUUGCUGCAACAGAAUUUUCAUAAUAAUUAUCUUCUUAAAAACACCUGCUGGUACUUGGUGUGGUUAAAUAGGAAAAAUGUUAUUAAAUAAAACAUUUGUAUGAAUUUUUGCCAAUGUUUGACACAUUUUACUAGAUUACUGUUACUGAAUUAUGUUGAUGGUUUUACCAAUAUUUUUUCACACUUAAAACACUUAUUGUAAUGUUUACAAGCAAAAUAGAAAACACAUUCUAAGCAUUGAUUGGUUAACCUUACAAUUCAGGUCAAGUACUACAUUGUCACUGUACGCUGGUAUUCUAUGUUGUGUAACAAAUAUGGAACCUCAGAUGACUAUGCAUUUGGCAAAAACUAACAUUUGAAAGUAUUGAAAAUUUGGAAAAGCUUUAAAAAUAACAGAAGUGUGGUUCUCAUUUCUGCUUAGUGCUGUUUCCUCGCCCCAAAUUUAUCAAGUGUCAUAUAGUCACUUAUCAUUUCAUUACAGGAAUAUCAGAUGUUGCGCAAGAAUAAGGAAUUAACAAUACUAUUAAUUUUUUGUUCCUGAAUCAAUUUAUUUAAUUUUGAUUUGGCCUAUUAGAAUAUAUUAUGUCAUAAAUCAUAUGAAAAAACUCAGUACCCUACUUUAUGGCAUAAACUGUCAACAUUUACACACUUAGCAAUAUACUGAUACAGAGCAGAACUAUUUACAAUCCCAUCUGGUAUUAUGUAAAAUUACCAAUAAAAUAUUUUUGUGAAUACAGAUUUUGCAUUUUUGUUUACAACCAAUAAGUGUUUUGAUACACACAUACAAUCCAUGUAUAGAUUCUAAAUUAUAGAUUCAGGUUCAGUACAAAAGUCCAUUUAGCUCCUUUUAGUGAAGUAGUCCACUUACACUCCUGUGAUUCUUUUCUUUUUUGUUCAAAAUAAAUAUAUUUUUAAGCCCGUGUAAAAGUUGGAUGGACCUUCUUGGUAGUGAAUCCAGCCCCAAAUUAUUACCAACAUAUGAUACGUCGUCUUAACAGCUAAAACAAUGGAUUUUUGUAGCCCCUGACAAUUGUGAUGUUUGGUGGUUUCUUGUAGUAAUGUAUUUUUCUGUUUUUAACGCAGUACUUCUACAGGCACAAUGGUACUGUUCUAUUUUGUAAGAUGCUAGUUGUGAAAUACAGUUAGUUGCAUAAAAUGAAAGUCUGAUGUGAUAUCUGAGAACAUACAUACCUCAUUCCUUGGUGUUGCUGUUUAAACUUUUUAGACAUCAAAUGUUAAUUAUAGGCUAUUUCAGAUGGAUAACUACUGACCUGUUUAUUAUGUAUUCUGCUUUAUCUUACUAAAUAGGAUGUCUGUUCAUUGCCGUUACCUGGCCAAAUCUUAGUAUCUGUAAAACAAUGCAUUUUAAGGUUCUUAAAUGUUUUUGGGGCUGGGCUGGUGUUCAGAAUAACAUACACUAGUUUUUAAAAGAAAAAGACAUGCUUCUCAACUUUAUUUUUUUAUAUUUUAUUUUUAGGUGGGACUAUUUGCAGAAUAUACUGAUGUAAUGGAUUACAAGAGAGCUGAAACUGUUUAAGUAAGCAGUUUAAUGAUAGCAAAUCUCAUCGCAAGAUGUUUUAUGAAAUGUGUUUCUAAUUUAAAAUGUAAUGAAUGCUAACACAUUUCAGAAUUCCUUGCAAACAAAUAAUAAUCUAUUACCAGUAGUUCACCAAAUGGGAAACGUAUUUUCAUUUAACUUUAUGUGAAUAAACCACCCAGCGCUGCCAACAAGAGGUCUCUUUGUAUCUUCGGAAAUAAGUAGUCAUUUGGUUUGGAAGGAAGGGAGGAUGGAGUGGAUUUUACUAUGAUUCAACUGUGUCUAGAGAAUAAUCUCAAAAAUGUGGUACAAGUAUGGUUAUAGUCAAAAAGAAUGCAGAAAGGUCUCACUGUUCUUUAUGGAAUAAGACAUAGAAAAGCAAUUUCUAACCACAGAUACAACACAAGUCAGCUAGGAUCUAAAAACUGAGCUGUGGUGGAUUUAACUGAACUAUUACGUUGCCAGUGUUUACAUUGCAAUGAUGCCUGUUUGGGCAUUAAACAAAGUUAAGAUAAGUUUUGCCUGUUUGUGAUUAAAGGGAUGUGACAAUACUGACAGCAGAGUAGACAAAUUCUAAGUAGAAUAUGGCAUUUGACUCUGUUCAUAAUGUUAUAAUUUAAAUGAAUUUCACUUUCAUCAUUUCUAAAUAAUUUUGACUUGUAGUAAUCCUAAGUCCCUUUUCUAACUGUAAAUAUAUUUAAAAGCAUCUUUACUCCAUUUAUAAAAAGUGAAAAUUUAAUGUUGUAAUGUGUUUUGAUUAGCUAUUUUUCUCUGUGACUGCUCGCUGCAUAAGAACUGUUAUUUGUUAAAUUCUGUAUAUGCACCAGUCUUCAACAGCCAUACAUCCUGGGUUGUUCAUGAAAUGGUGACCCAACAAAGACAAGUGUGAUAGUGUUCCAUGUAAAUGAGUUCCUUUAUGUGCUGAUUGGUUGUCUGGUUUCAGAAAGGAAAAGGGGGGAGAAAUGGGGAAAAAUGAAGUAUAAUUAGUUCACUGAUAAAGUGUACAAUAAUUCAGUCUCUUAUCUUCCUAAAUUUGCCACUAAUUAUACGUGGUAUACAGUUGUAGACUAUGACCCUUUUUUCCCCUGAAAUUAAGUAUGUAUAUUGGAGAGAAACAAAAGUUGUUCUACUUAGUAGCAGGUUAAAUUAUGCCAUAUAAAAUCUUGAUCCUAACAGAAGUGAUAGUAAAAAAAAAAAACUACAUUAACAAACUUAAAAAUUCUUGAUAGUAAAAGUCUUUGAAAUUAAGACUAUGACUGAAGUUUUAACCUAUUACAUGUUUCUCUAGAUAUUUGAUGUUUCGUGGCAUAGAUUGUAAAAUCUCAAAAAUUUUGUCGAUUUUAUAAUUUGUGCACUUUACUUUUUCCUAAUAUUAUGGAUAGCACAUUUUUAGGUAGCCAUGUAAGAUAGAAUAUGUUUUAUAAUUUGUUUCCACCAGUUCACUAUAGUGUUCAGGCAGGUCUUCUAAACUUGACACAAGUGUAUGGCUCUGCAUCUUAGAUUCUUUAAUUUUUUUUUCUCUCCUGUCUCAAAAGCCUGACAGUUUCCCACAUUGUGCUAAUUGAUUAUACUUUUGUUAUACAGGAUGGAUUUGGCAUGGAACUGUCUAUUGUGUACUUCUUAUGUAUAUCCAGGGUUCUUUAACUGUAUCUGCUUGUUUUUUUCUGUCACAUGCCUUUAUUUGACUCUGCUCCCUGCUAGGGAGUCUGAGUAUGCUUCCUUUCAAAUAUCAGAAACUAUAUGGAAAUAGAAAUGCAAUUUAAUUUAAUUUCUCCAAAGGCAGCAGCAAAUGCUACGAUACGUGUAGUAAAUUUGGCCUGUGCUUACUCAGGAAUAAGAUAGGUAAGAUAAAAAGUUAAUGCCGGUUUUGACUAUGAUAAUUUGCAAAUGCAUACUUCUAUCAACGUUAAGAUUUGGGUGUGCUGGAAAUACUGUUUGAGCUUGCAAAGGCUUUUCUUACCUGAAAUUAUGCCCUGACUUAAGUCAAAGCAGUCUCAGUUCGAAAGGGUGUAACUUCACAAACUAGGAAAAGCUGUACAGUAAAAUCAGUCAAACUGAGGAAGCUCCGUUGGUUUUCUUUUGUACUGUCAAAGUUUUAACAAGAGAAACUUUCUCCUCUUGUUAAAGGAGAAACUUUCUCCUUUAACUUGCUCCUCUCUCUCUUAGAGAAUUAAGAGACUAAGACAACAGAUGGUGAGCUUCAUUUGACAUCUAAAGAACCCAUGUUUUAAUAAGAAUUAACAGGAUUUAACUACUCAAUUAAAAUCGGAAAAGUACUUCACAAGUUAAUUACAGAUUAAUGCUUUCGAAAAUUAUUGCAACUUCCUGUCUAGAUGGAUACGAAUGGAGUAAACGGUGCAACAGCAAUGGAUAGCUGCACACUUGCUAGUAAAUGGUAUUAUCCAACAGCAAGUGAUGUUUAAGUGACUUUCCUAAGACAUUACACAAGAAGAUUGUGAUGUGUCUAUGAACAAGGCCCAGGAGUCCAGGUGUGUCCCCCCCAGCUCCCACCUAAACUAUACCGUUGGAUUCAAACAGUGAAAGAAAAUGCAGCGAACAAAUAAAUUAGUUUCAGAUCCUAGACUCUUAGUAAUGCAGGAACUAUUUACAGCUUCUGUUUAACUGUAUUGGUGAAAAUUAAAAUGAACCACCACUGUGUAAUACUUAAUCCCUCAGGAGAUGUUUUCAAUCCUAAAUCUUGCCCCUUUCAUUCUGGGAAACAGAUAAAAGUCAUCUGAAAGAACUUGCUCUGUCCACUGACACAGGGGAUUUUAAGAGGAGACAGUUUAAUGCGCACAGGAAGUUUUAGCUGUACUUUUAAGGAAUGAAACAUGGAAGAUGAAGGGCAAAAGCAUAUUCCAUCGCUCAAAUGAGUAUUACUAAGAAUGAUCGCAAGAGAUUGCUGUACCAUUUGGGGUUUGGAAAAGACAAAAUGGUAACACUAUCUAAUCACUCCUUGUCCCAUAUGUUUAAAAAGCAAAUUACCACCAGAAAAAAUAUUGUUCCAGUAACAAUAAUUUAAAGAAUAGUUCCAAAAUGUUAAUUAUUUUGUGGAUAGUAUGGCAUAUCUUGACAGAGGUAGGAAUAUCUGAGCAAGAAGCCCUUCAGGACUACAUUUUCAGGGUGUAGGCACCUGGAAAAGUGUAAUCUUUAAUUACACUGUUCUCUGUGUAUAAAUAUUGAUCUUAGUCAAAGUGCUUGCAAAGUGAACAAGCUUAAACUUUUUUUAAGAAAUGUGGCUUUAGACCAAUGGAGCUCUAACUUACAAUGGAGUUAUUGAAAAGACAACUGAGGAAAAGAGAGUAUUAAUAUAUUUUUUGAUAACCUGCUAACCACAUGCUCAUAAUUUUCCUCUUCUGUAUGAAGAAGCAAAAGUAUACAGAAGAAGGAAAUAUAUGUAACCAGGGCUAAUGAAAUUUGGCUCUUUACCCCCUUCCCAAGCUCGCUAGAUUCUACGAACGACAAAUUCUUUUGGUUCAAAGGCAGUUGCAGGUACUUUGUCACUAGAAAAGGAUGGAGUUGUUCAGUCACUUAGCGUCUGUUAGUUAAGACAAGUGAGCGGUCAGGCCGAUUCUACUUUCUGAACACCCACUUUGGGAAUGGAGAGAUCUAAUUUGCUAUUUAUAUGCAUCUAAUAUAUAACUACCAUCCAUGAAUAAUCUGUUUCUGAAGCUGAUCCUUCUUUGCACAGAAUAAAUCAAAAUGCUUCAAUGCCAAGCCCAGUUCCUGGCAGCACAGAUCUCUGAGCAAGAAAAUACACCAUCUGACUGAUCAUCUCUGUAACAGCCUUCAGCUAUGAAUUAAUCUCAGCAAGGGAAACCUCUUAAGAUUACGUGUAUUUGUUGAGUAUCACUACUCCCACCUCUGAAGGAAAUCACAUUCUGAUUCCUUCUUCUCCCUUUUUUUUUCCCAAGUACAUCUAUAGUAUAAGUGGAGGCAGUGAGUUUGAAAUAAUUUAUUAUGCCUGCUUUUGUAAGUGGGGAAUUUGACUGCUAUUCCCAGUUCUUCAACUAUAUCUUGGUUUCUCUAAGACCAACAAUGGUAUGUGGAACUUAGAGGUCAUCUAUCAGUUUGGUCACCGUUGUCCUUGUUUCUAUAUAACUGACUUACUGAACAGAUUCUUGCUGAGCAAACUUACUUAGACCAAUCCUGUACCAUUCAAGCAUUCUGGCUGAGGUAGCUGGCAUUCUGGGAUGCCAAUUACUGGUCUUCAUAUCUGCAUUUCUGCAAAUGGUCUGAUUCUAUUGCUGGGAGGCUUCCAAACAUGGAAAAAUAAGCAAAACGCUUUCCAACUGAUGGAGGCGUAAUGUUGCCAAGUGACUUGCAGUACCUGGAGGAUUUUUGAAAGGUGCAAGAAAAUGCUCUCGGUGCCAGCUGGAGAAAGAGAUCCGAGGAGCACGCACAGACACUGAGCGCUUUCUCAGCUUUCCUACAGAAAUUCUGAGUAGCUUCUGUUUCUAAAAUUUCAAACACCUUCAAAAACCCUCAGUCCAACAAAAAGACAGAGGAUAACGGGGGAAAAGAACAAAGAAAAUGUAUUUUCAGAAUAAUACCUAGAAAAGCCACUAUAGAAUGGCUUCUGUGUGUGUUUAGUAUUCCUUUCUCUGUGUACUGUAUUGGAAGUAGGCAGCAUCCCACACUUCUUAUAGUUGUGUGUUGCUUUAUAAUUCUUGAUCCCUGUUGGUGCAGUGACUUUUGGCCUACAGAUAGGUGUAGGUUUUUGUGAAUUUCAUAGUAAAUACCAUGAACGUUUCUCUCUUGGGUACAGGUCAUUUACUGAAAGGGCAGUAGUUUUGAUUAAAGAGCUAGUCAGGAACAAAAUAGAUUCCUCUUGCACAUUUAGACGCUACCCAAUUUUAAAGGGCCUGAUUACUGGACUACUAGAAAAAGGAUAACCUUAUGUUGAAAGGGUAAUAAGAACCCAGACUAGAACGGAUGUGGCUUCUGAAGAGAGUUUUGUGGCCAGUAGUUCGUAUGGCUGUUUUCAGUGGUUAUUCCACACCUUAGCCCGUUAAUCUUGAAGCGUUGGUAGAGCAUCCUCACAGACAAAUCAAAACUACCAACAGCACUGUCAGAUGCUCUUAAAAUUUACUAAGUGCCUUAUACAGAGCAUCACUGAGGCAAUGGUUCGAUUGAAAGGAAGUUUGAUAAAAGAUUUACUCCUCCGGAUGGAGUCACAGGUUAUCAGUUGUAACCAAGGCGAUGUUCCUGGUUAUAACACACUAGAAUCUUAUAUUUUAUUGCUGAUUCAAGUACCUAAUAAGAAACAGUCCAGAAAUUUCUGAGGCUUUCAGUUUGUAAAACAUACAUUCUUUGGAGGAGAUUUUUUUCUUCUCAUCAGCUGUGAUGGCCUACUGGAAUAUCACAGAAGUGAAUAAAACUUCUGAGUAUUUCUGGAUGCUUUCACACUUCUCAGUUUCUUAAUCAAGGACAGCAUUACCUUUCUUGGGAAGGGGUACGUAAGUUGGUUUUAUUCAUAAGGUUUAUGUUUAUCCAACAGUAGUUUUUAAGGAUUUUAUUGUCAGAAAAAGGGCUUGUUAUUUUGAAAAUAAAACUCUUACCUGCCAGGUGUCUUCCCCAAAAUGAGUAAGUGCCUUUUCUGUUCUGACUCUUAGAAGUAUUUACUUUUGUCAGAUUGAAUCUGAAUGUCCUGGAUAAACCAACUAUGAAGUACUGAGUGUUACCAAUGGCUUUGAAAUCCUAUCACUGAAAGAACAAGAGACAAAAUGUAAGCCACUUGAAUUAUUUUGAGACCUGAUGUUAUCAGAAGUUUUAUAACUGCUGUGAGUAGUAUACUUCUAAGAACAAUGUAACUUUUCAGGAACUUGAUACUGAUAGGAAAUAAAUAUUUAUUAAAAGAAGUAUAUUAAAUAAAUAUUUAUUUACCAAUUUAAGUAAGAGAAAAUGUUACACCGUGGGGGCAACAGUCUUGCUGUUAGCAGUCCUGACUAAUUAAUGGAAAGUAAAAAUGAAGCCCUGAACUCUGGCUGUAAAAGAAUGCAUGGUAUUUGUUGAGAGAUUGGGACUGUGAAUCUUAGGUCCACAUUCUAAUAAAAUUAUUCCUACCUAAGUUUUUACCAAUUCUCAAGCAGAAAAGAAAGCAUGAGCAGAUAUCAGUAAGAGGCCCUCUGGUUUUAUUGGUGCUGCUUCCUAUCUCUAGAGGAUUUUUGUUUGUUUGUUUGUUUUAUUUUUAAACUUUGCUCAGGACUGGUACAGCUGAAAGUAUAUUUUCCCUUCAUUCUUAAGCCUAAACUUUGAAUGGAGUUUCUCUGAGAUGCUUUUGUAGUGAAAUCGUAUUCCCUACAAACAUUGAAGACAAAAAUAAACAUCUCCGUGAACAA
Pygoscelis adeliae (Adelie penguin) is the source of this 8824-nucleotide messenger RNA. RefSeq names its product YY1 associated factor 2 (gene YAF2). Gene Ontology annotation, biological process: positive regulation of DNA-templated transcription. The coding region runs from base 54 to 482 and encodes 142 amino acids. Gene Ontology annotation, molecular function: DNA binding; transcription coregulator activity. The transcript has 3 exons. Lineage: Eukaryota; Metazoa; Chordata; Aves; Sphenisciformes; Spheniscidae. Gene Ontology annotation, cellular component: nucleus. The record is from RefSeq and is a predicted model, not a curated record.